This is a messenger RNA of Micromonas commoda, 1580 nucleotides long. RefSeq lists its product with no specific name. Gene Ontology annotation, molecular function: aspartate-semialdehyde dehydrogenase (NADP+) activity; protein dimerization activity; zinc ion binding. The record is from RefSeq and is a predicted model, not a curated record. The transcript has 2 exons. Lineage: Eukaryota; Viridiplantae; Chlorophyta; Mamiellophyceae; Mamiellales; Mamiellaceae. The coding region runs from base 1 to 1497 and encodes 498 amino acids. Gene Ontology annotation, biological process: L-threonine biosynthetic process.
AUGCACUCCAGCUCCAGCGGGGAGCUCGAGACCCAACGUCCCGUGUGUCGCAUCUGCUGGGAGAACACGUGCGAGGUGAACGGCAGCGAGGAAUUUCUAUCGCCCACGCCUUGCUCGUGCAGGGAUGAGCGCUCGAACGUCCACCAGGCGUGCCUAGAGCGAUGGAUUCUCGAGGCGAGGUCCCAGGGUAGGUUCGACGCGGGCACAAUCUGCCACGCGUGCGGAGAUCACUACUCGCACCCCGCGCUCUCCCUCACCGUCCUCUCCGACGAAGCCGUGCGCGACGCCAAGAUCUCCACCGCCUCCGGUGGCGGAGAGGGCGUCGACCACAGGGAGCCCCUCGCCAUCAUCGGCGGCACCGGGUACGUGGGUAGAUCCUUGGCGCUCCACCUCCUCGGCCACCCCACGUUCAGGCUCGGCGCCAUCGUCGGAUCGUCGGCCACCGUCGGCAAACCGUUCAGCGCGGUGUUUGAAAAAAAAGAAGAGGCUCUCGCCGAGCACUACGGCGCCGACCUGUGGAAGCCGAUGGAUUUCCCCACGGAGCUCAUGUCCGCCAGGGUGUGCGGCGUGGAGGACGUCAUCGAGCGCGGCGAGUGCCGCACCGCGCUCUCCUUCAUCGCCCCGGAGCACGGUGAGAUUGAGGACAGGCUCGCGGCGGCGGGCAUCAAGGUCUUCUCCAUCUCUCCCCACGCCCGGUUCGACCCGUCCAAUCCGCUCUCCGUCCCCGAGGCUAACCCGGAGGUGCUCAAGGACGCGGUGGACAAGGCCGCCGGCGAGGGGUUCGAGGGCGACUGCCACAGCCUGGUCAAGUCUCCGAACUGCGUCACCUGCGGCGUGGUGGUGGCGCUCAAGGCGCUGGACGCGGCGUUUGGAGUGGAGGAUGUCUCGGUGACGACGUUUCAGUCUCUGAGCGGCCGCGGCGACGCCAAGUACCCGAGGGACGUGGUGAUGGGUAACGUGUACCCGCUUCACGGGACGGUGGAGCGCACGGGAGAGUACCAGCACGGCGAGCUGAAGAGGAUCAUGCCCGACGUGAAGAGGGUGUCCGUGGCGGCGUACCGGGUGCCGGUGCAGAGAGGGCACCUCGUGGACGUGAGGGUUCGGUUCAGGUGCGAGACGAAGCCCACGGCGAGGGCCGUGGAGCGCGCGUUGUCCUCGUUCGACCCCUUACGGGACGUUCCGCUGCCCAGCAAGCCCAGACGGGUGAUCUACGUGAAGCCGCUGGACGAGGAGGAGACGGGGCCGAGGAUCGGUACGCCCCGGCCCAAGGAUGAUCACGAGUACGAGGGCGGGAUGAGCGUCUGCGUGGGUAACGUGGUGUGCGAGGACGAGCUGUACGACGUGAGGUUCUGCCUGGUGGUGAACAACGUGGUGCGAGGGGCGUGGGGCGCGGCGCUGCUCAACGCCGAGUACUGGCACUGGCUCAAGGGGAGGAAAACCGCGGCGCCCGGGGAGGAACCGGCUGCCCCCUCAGCCGCGGCUCGCAUCGAGUGCUGAUAGACUGCAUCUUUGAGUCGUCGCGACAAACGCAGACUGGUGAAUGAAUGAAUGAAUGUUUUCGUGUUGACAUGACGUUGAAA